This is a messenger RNA of Leptopilina boulardi, 1267 nucleotides long. Its product is annotated as THAP domain-containing protein 1-like. The transcript is spliced from 4 exons. NCBI's taxonomy places the organism in Eukaryota, Metazoa, Arthropoda, Insecta, Hymenoptera, Figitidae. The coding region runs from base 168 to 1058 and encodes 296 amino acids. The record is from RefSeq and is a predicted model, not a curated record.
ACAAUCUCCAAAAAGAUUUUUUACAGUGUGAGUUUCAUAUCUCACCACCAGACUGUUUUUUUUAAUCGUGCUUGUUUUUUGUUAUUGUUUUUUUUAGAAAGAGAGAAAAGAUAGUGUUAUUUUUAAAUUUCAUUUAUAUUAUUAUAUUUUUAAGUUAAUAGCACAUUAUGGUUAUAUCGUGUAAAGUUAAGAAUUGUUUUAAUCAGUGGUUACCAAAUAAUAAUGUGUCAUUUCACUCUUUCCCUUGGAAAAAUAAAGUACGCUUAGAAAUUUGGUUGAAAUCAAUACAAGUCAAAGGACCAGUAGGAAAAUAUUCUAGAAUUUGUAGCGAACAUUUUAAGGAAAUUGAUUUUGUGGAUGCACCAAUGAAUGUUAAUCGAACUUUGAAAAAAACGGCUGUGCCAUUUUCUUUCGAAAACAGUAUUAAAAUUGAAAGUCCUUGUGAAUCAACGCAUUCUCAAUUUGAAUCUUCGAAUGACGAAGACAAUAAUAAAGUAGUUAAUGAUUCUCAAAUAGAAGUAUUAAUUAAUCCAGAAAUACCAUUGAAUUUAAAAGAAGAAGAAGAAGUAGAAGAAGAUAAUGAAAUAAAUUCUACUUCUGCAUUGGAGGACUCGUUAUAUGUCGAACAAAAUACACAACAGCAAUGUACAGAACGAAAGGAAGAAUUUUAUCAACGAAAAAUUAAAAUUCUACAACAAAGACUAAAACGUAGAGACGAAAAAUUGAAAAAAUUAUCGACUAUUGUAAAUGCCAUGAAGAAUAAAAAUGAUUAUAAUGAAUUACUAGAAAAAGAAUUAAAAAAAAGAGGAUGCUCCGACUAUGUUGUGGAACUUUUUAGAAAUGAAAUGGACAAUGAAGGAAGGAAUAAAUCAGGUUUUCGUUAUACAGAAAAAAUGAAAAAAUUCGCUUUAACUAUUUAUUCAUAUUCUCCAGAAGCAUAUAGGUUUCUACGAAAGAAAUUACAUUUGCCAAAUGAAUCAAUGCUUCGAAAGUACAUUUUGCAGUCAUCUAACAGAGUACCUUUCUCAUCUGUAAAAAAUUCUAUUCAAAAUGGUUAGAAAUUGUCUAAUUGUUUCAGAUGUUUUCCAUCUUUGUUCAUAAUUUUGUAUAAUAGUAGAGAUUCGAUGGGAAGAUUUUUCAGCAGUUUGAGUUUAAUAUUUCGCAAUUUAAAAGAAAAAACAAAAGUGUAUAAAGUUCGACAUUUAUUUAAAAUUUUAAUUAAGUUGUAAUGCUGGUUGUUUAAAUAAAUAAUUUUCAUAAAAAAAGA